Molecule: messenger RNA, 698 nt
Organism: Stegastes partitus (bicolor damselfish)
Lineage: Eukaryota; Metazoa; Chordata; Actinopteri; Pomacentridae
Gene: camk2n1a
Product: calcium/calmodulin dependent protein kinase II inhibitor 1a
Exons: 2
Coding region: 218-457 (79 amino acids)
Biological process (GO): negative regulation of protein kinase activity
Molecular function (GO): calcium-dependent protein kinase inhibitor activity; protein kinase binding
Source: RefSeq, a predicted model, not a curated record
GAGCGAGGAAACUGAGGACAUUUUGAUUUACUCUUAUUUCUCUUGCGUACCUACGAAGACAGACACGUGUCUUCGGGGUAAACAGAAAGGGCUAGGUCGUGCCAGCAGAUUGCACAGUUUUUUCCCCCUUUUGUUUGUUACAGACGACCGGGUUUAAGCUUGGCGACGAGCUAUACAUUUCAGUUUGUGCGCCUUGGUGAUAAAGACGCAUUUGGAGAUGUCGGAAGUGCUGCCUUUCAACGAAGAAAAAAUGAGUCAUUAUGGAAAUGAGGGCGACGAGGGACACCUUUCCUUCACCUGUCGUCUUCAAGACACCAACAACUUCUUCAGUGGCUCACAGAAUAAACGUCCGCCGAAACUCGGACAAAUAGGCAGGAGCAAACGGGUUGUGAUCGAGGAUGAGAAUGGCGACGACGAGCAGAAAAAUGGAACAGAGAAGACCCCGGCAGAGGCUUAGAGCGCUCGGCUCUCCACCCCCCAAAAGACACUCUUGAAAUUUUUUAUGGCGAUAUUUACCAGUUUUAAUCCAAAGACACUGUAUAUAAGCACUUUCUCUCAUGUGGCAGCAAGCAGCACUUCCACACCCUCCUCUCCCAGUCAGUCAUGACCGUCCGGAUGACACACACUGGCAGGGGUGGGAGAUGGCAGCAAAGGAGACCCCCAGGUGGACCCCCCCAACACACACACACACACACACA